This is a messenger RNA of Erythranthe guttata (spotted monkey flower), 1991 nucleotides long. RefSeq names its product Plasma-membrane choline transporter family protein. The record is from RefSeq and is a predicted model, not a curated record. NCBI's taxonomy places the organism in Eukaryota, Viridiplantae, Streptophyta, Magnoliopsida, Lamiales, Phrymaceae. Gene Ontology annotation, molecular function: transmembrane transporter activity. Gene Ontology annotation, biological process: transmembrane transport. Gene Ontology annotation, cellular component: membrane.
UGAGUAAAAAGAAAAUUAAUGGAGCCGACCACGAAAUCAUGAUCCACAAUUUCCAGCUCACAUAGUCAAUCCCACCACCACCUUCUCCGACCACUCUAAAACAACCGCGACCCCUCACCACCUACGCCACCGCCAAUGGACAACACCGCCGACGACCCCAACAAGCUAGCCUCCACACUCCACGAGCCCACCGCCGCCGCCGCGGCGGCACAACCCCUCCUCAGACCAUACCCAACAGUACUCGACCCACCCUUAGCUUCCCCCUCCGGCGCCGACGAAGACCAAUCACAAUUCCUCCAGAUCUCCUACAAUCACGGCCCUCGCUCAAUCAAAGAUUUACCGUUCCUCCUCCUCUUCUCUCUCCUCGUCCUCUCCACCUUCGGCCUCGGAAUCUUCGCCUCCGUCCACAAAAACCCUCACCGCUCCCAAAUUUCAUCCUUCAUUUACAACACCACCUCUUCCUCCUGCACUUUUCUCACAGAUGUACAAAUUCCGGCCGACAGUUUCUUAAUUAAUUUCAUCGAUCUCGAUUCGCUGCAAUCGAGAAACUCCGGCCUGUUGAAGAGCAUGAUAUGGACACUCGUAAUCACUCUAAUUACGAGCGGGCCCUUCGCCUUAUUCGUGCUUUUGUUGCUCAAACACUACACCAAGCAGAUAGUCUACGCUUCCCUUCCAUUCUUCGUCAUAAUCCCAAUCUCGAUCAACGUCUACUGGUUCGUCGCGUGCACCGUCAGCUCCCGCUGCAGCGCCGCCUUCCCUUUAGCGUACCGAAUCGUCGUCCUCAUUUUCGUGUUCUUGCUAAUCGGAUUAGUUGUGUGGAUUUUUAUAAUGAACUGGCAUAGAAUUGAGUUGACUGUGCGAAUUGUCGGGGUAGCUUCUAAUGCACUGUCGAAAAACUUAGGGUUGUUUGGAGUUCUUCCGGCUCUGAUUGUGGGGUUGUUUGUGUACUAUGUGCCGAUUGUCGUGUUCUUGAUAUUUUCGAAUCGGAACGGAAAGAUUGUGCCGAGAGAAGAGAAUGGGGAGUUUUUUUGUGUUUGGAAACAGGAUAGUUGGGUGCCUGCUUAUUACACUCUAGCGAUUUUGACGAUGCUUUGGUCUGCUGCUGCUAUGGUGGAAGCUCAGGUUUACGUGAUCAGUGGAACUAUUGCGCAGUGGUAUUUCUCGAAGGACGAUGACUCAGCGCCCAAGCAUGGAAUACGAAGUUCGUUGAGAAAUGCAUUUGGCCCCUCCUCUGGCACAAUAUGUUUCUCCGGAUUGCUUAUAUUUAUUGUGCGUGUAAUACGCUCUGUGGUCGAUAAUGCGAGACAAGAAGAUGCUUCCGGAAUUGUGAACCUCGUUCUGCGGUGCUGUGCGAGUGCUCUAUUAACAACAGUUGACUUUCUGAACAAGUUUACGAUAAACUUUGCUGCAAUAACUGGCGAAGCAUACUGCAGUGCUGCAAGGAUGACUUACGAACUUCUCAAACGGAACCUUCUAUCGGCUGUAUUUGUGGAGACUGUUUCCACUCGUAUACUCGCUGGAAUUGUGCUCGUGUUAUCAGCUAUUUAUGCUGUACUGGUAUGCGUUGUUCUAAAAGCGGUGGUUCAUCUCGGCGACGAUGCGUAUUUUGUGGCAGUAAUGGCGUGGGUUUUGCUGAUAGUGAUUUUGGGAUACUUCGUUCACGUAUUGGACAAUGUUAUAGAGACGGUGUACGUGUGUUAUGCGAUAGAUAGAGACAGGGGAGAGGUUUAUAAACAAGAUGUGCAUGAAGUUUAUGUUCACCUUCCAAUCAGUAGAAGUCAUAAUUACAGAGCAGGUUUUGCUGCAAGAACUCCACUUCUUGUUUAAUAAUGUAAUAAAUCUCAGUUUCAUCUGUGUUGUGUAUUAUUAUCUGUAAGUUUUUACUUCUCUCUUCUUGCCAGAACCCAGGUUUGUGCAUAUCUGAGAUUCUUUUUUUCAUUUUUGUACUGAGUUUUGUUGAAUAAAAUAAAUUAUUUUUGCAGCUUUUGAUC